Cololabis saira (Pacific saury) is the source of this 1060-nucleotide messenger RNA. RefSeq lists its product as uncharacterized. Lineage: Eukaryota; Metazoa; Chordata; Actinopteri; Beloniformes; Belonidae. The coding region runs from base 100 to 651 and encodes 183 amino acids. The transcript has 3 exons. The record is from RefSeq and is a predicted model, not a curated record.
UGCAGUCACGUGACUCUGCGCGGCUGCUGUGUGUUGUGCUCGUUGUUCCAGCUCGUUGUUCCAGCUCUUUGGACUGUUGUGUGUCGUGUUUUCCUCGCCAUGAGUAAGAGCAAGGCGAGCGGCGUGGCCUGGGUCAAGCCGGCGGAGCCCACCUUCCUCAAGAAGUUUAAAAGCGAUGUUGGCUACAAGGAGGGGCCCAAUGUGGACACCAAGCGCCAGCUGAUGCCGACGCUGGACGACGACAGCGGGAGCGACCGAGAGGACGAGCUCCCUCAGGUGGUGGUGCUGAAGAGUGGAGACCUGACUGCAGAGGAGGUGAAGAAGGUGAAGGGGGAGACGGGAGCAGGAGGAGCAGAGAAAGACAAAGAAGCCGACGGUAAAAUCCUGUUCAAGAAACCGGCCAAGCGCUCCUCCUCAGACAAGUUCCAGGGCAUCACGGCCAGCUCCAGCAAAAAGAAGAAGAGCCAUGACAGAGAGAAGGAGGACGUAGAGAAGGAGGAGGGGGAGAAGAAGGACGGGGAGAAGAAGGACGGAGAGAAGAAGGACGGGGAGAAGAAGGACGGGGAGAAGAAGGAGCCGAAGUCGGGAAAGAAAGUGAAGAACAACAGCCUGCUGUCGUUCGGAGGAGACGAGGACGAGGACGACGACUAAACCCCCCCCGUCGUUCCUAGAGUAGUGUGUAUAUCACGGUAACGUUUGAGAGGAUUGGUCAGAGAGAGAGAGGCCUGAAGUCAUGUGGCAUCAUUCAGUCUUUCUGCUGUUUCACCCGACAACAGGACAGACGUCAUACAUUCAUCCUACACCGUUCCCACGGAGACACAGACUCCUAGUCCGAGCAGAGCUCGAAAAACUAGCAACGGUCCAGCGUUUGAUCUGCUGGAGUCAGAAUCACUGGUGACGCGUCAGAGUCAGAGUCAGAGUCCUUCCAACACACACGUAUUCUAACAGACGCUUAUUUUGAUUUGCAAAGACCAUAGUUUCCAGCUGACACACACACACACACACACACGGGUAACAGUUCCUGCUGAGUCGCAGCUUCUCGUAACACGCCGUCCGUCAG